AUGUCCGAAUCCCAACCAUAUUCACCCCAGCAUACUUCAGCAUGGCUGGAUAUGCAGCUAUCUUCAGAUUCUGACUUGCAUGGCAGCUCUGAUCGCACAAAUCAUGGAAUCUACAUAUCACCAUCAACUUCCGCUUCACCCACACGCGAAACAGAGACAUCUGAAGAUGGCUUGAACUUUGGCAGGUCCUCUGUUCAAAGUUCAUGGCUUCAGUUGGAGCUUCCAUCAGAGGAGAGCUCAGAAAUGAGAUCUGAUGCUGAUGUUGUCACUGGUUCUGAUACAAGAAUCAGACAUUCUCAUCCCAUCUGCGAUGAUUUGUUUGAUAUUCUGGAAGAAUACAUGCAAAGACAUGAGGAGUCAUCCGAUGCUGGUACACCAGAAGGCCCACUGUCAGAGUCAGAUCAAGAUCGUGCUGAUGAUUAUCGCCCUGAAAGCUUGGAGGAAUGUGGUCCAGCAUGGACCAGAUCUCAUCUGGCUGACGAUUCAUCUGCAACUUCUGAGCCCCAAGAUGAUAUGGAAUCUCCAGGCUGUAGCAGAUGUAGACCCGAUGUUGAACUUGGCACGCCCCACCCUAUGGGCUCCUGCUUUGAGCAGCUUCACACGUUGAAUCCUCAGAUGCCUGUUGGGGGCGCAGUCCUUAAUUUCUUCCUAAUGACCAAGUGGUAUCCCACAUGUGGACUAGGCCCUUUGCAGUAUGCCGAUAUAAUGGCUGUGGCCCCUCCAAUAGUUAACAAUUUGGGUCAGAUGCCACACUUGAAUGAAAUACGGACUUUUCAGCAAAGGCACUUUGUGCCUCCUUCUCAGAAACAUCCCGUGGCCCAGGUUGGCUUCAUCUUGGAUAUAUCCCAGCACUACUGUGUAGCCAUCUUUGAUUAUCACCGUCAAAGUGCUCAUAUUUUGGGACGCCAUGUGACUUCAGAGGCCAGACCUGGAGUCAGUCCACAAAGUAACUGGGAGGAAUGGCAUGGUCCAUCGUACUGGAAACGCUUGGCCAUCUUGCAUGGCUGGCCUCAUGGAGAUCCUUCCGCUGUACACGUUCAUGAAGAUCCUAGAUUCCGCCUACCACGAGCAUCAAAUUGUGACUGUGGGCCAAUUGCUUGUUCCAUAUUGGAGCAUUUUCUAGACAAAGGGUUGAGCCACUAUGUAGAUGGCAGUUUGCAGCGCCCAACCAUACCCUGUGGACAUACCACUCGUCUCAGAAUUUUUGAGAUGGUGAAACUCAGCUGUAGACACCAGUGGCAUCACUAUCUAUAUCUUGGCGGCCAUCUUCCAGAUAAUUGGGACCCAACCGAUCGUAUCUCCAAGGCUGCAUUGGAAACCAGAAUGGAAGCACCUCCGCAGAUGGCUCACAAUCACCAGGUCAUAGUGACUCAGCUUGCCACUAUAUUAUACAACUGCCCAAACUGCCGUCCAAACUUAACCCGUACCACAACCAGCAUCUCAUCUUCUGGUCAAGCACCAGGGAAUGGAACCCAGAAUGAUGAGGGUCUGGAUCCUGAUUCUGAAGACCACAAUCCAAUCAGGAACUUGAUCCGGAGUGACCGGAUGACAGACAAUCUAAAGCAGCUCUUGGAUUCCCAUUCAUUGACCUCCGGUACUCAUAUCCGCGAUACGGGCACCAGACCAUCCAGAUGGCGGCCUUUUGAUCCAAGAUUUGAUCAAUACUGGGGUGGACCUACCCUGGAGUCCAUGCGUCCCAUCAUGGAUGCUGGUGAGAUCUGGUCUUCAUCCCGCAAUGCUUGGAUUAGUGCGCUAGGGUCAUCCAUGCUCUUCAGAGACUACGGUUACAGGAUUCUCCCCAGCUUCUCCCAGAUGUUCUGUUUGGGCCCUCCAGUGGACACCCUGAAUUGCAUAAUGGGUAUUGGAGUAUCUGAUACAUAUGAUCCCAGCUUGCAGGUUUCUCGCUGGAAUAAUGAAGGCUACAGUCUGUCACGUUGCUCCCUAUUUCCUGAUGACAGAACAGUUGUUGCCAGUGACGUGCGUAUCAUGGGAGCAUCUGAAAUGCUGCAACAUGCCAAUCAGCUGGUUUCAGAGAAUGCUGAUAUAUACGAGACUCUCUUUGUGUAUGGGGCAUAUCCGUUCACAAACCACCGGAUCUCCCUGGACCUGGAGCUUGACAUGGAUAUUCCUAAAGAAAUCAACAUAUCGGUGGACAUUGACAGCUACAUCUGGGUUACCUAA
Molecule: messenger RNA, 2181 nt
Organism: Suillus clintonianus
Lineage: Eukaryota; Fungi; Basidiomycota; Agaricomycetes; Boletales; Suillaceae
Exons: 3
Coding region: 1-2181 (726 amino acids)
Source: RefSeq, a predicted model, not a curated record